AUGGCGUUUUGCGCCCCUCCCAAGUAUCGCUUCACUCAUCUGAAGCCUUCGACUUCAACCCAUGUGGUUCUGGAAGCGCCAGAGUUAUUGCCCCUAACGGGGCAUGAUGAUGUGUUCCUCUACACGAGAUGCUCGCCCCACUUUGCCGCCGUGAGCAAGGUCUGGAAUUGGAACAACACGGCUGAGCCGCUCGCAGUAGCUCGUUGCUUCUCCAUAUCAGCUGUGCAGAGAGUGAUUCGCUUCUGCUCGGGACAAACCCCGAAUGGGCAACAGGCGGGACGACAGAUGCCCUUUGUCGUACGCUCCGGUGGCCACGAUGCGUUUAAUCGGUCGACUAUCCAGCAUGGCUUGAUGUUGGACGUCCGCGGCCUCGACUCAAUCACCCUCUCGUCCGACCGGCAGUCUGUGACAAUCGGAGGAGGUGUCAGCGGCGGCAAUCUGAUCAAUUUCCUCGACGAACAUGGCCUCAUAACACCUAGCGGAUAUUGUAAUACUGUGGGUUACGUAGGCUGGGCGGCUGGCGGUGGUUACGGCGUGCUCGCCGGGCCUUACGGUCUAGGAGUCGACCAAAUCUCGGGGGCAACCUUGGUCGACGCCAAAGGGAAUCUUGUCGAUACAGAUUCUGACCCGAAUCUCUUGUGGGCUCUUCGCGGGGCAGGUACUGGGAACUUUGGCGUCGUUGUCAGCAUGCGCGUCAAAGUAUAUGAGAGGCCGCCUUACCUAGGCGGAAUGAUACUCUUUCCUGGUUCUGAGAUUGGUCAGGUAAUGACUGGGCUACAGCAAGUUACGGAGGAGGUGGGAUCCCCUGAUGAAUUCAGUGGCGAUUGCACAGUGGGCCAGAUGCCAGGAUUGGGCGCUGUUGUCGCCAUCAUAUUUUCAUGGGCCCAAAGACAUGGAUGUGGUAGUGAUCCCCUCAAAAGAGCACGAGAAGUACUCAGCAGAUGCGAGGGUUUAGGCACCGUAUUGCUUAACACUGUUGAUGAAACAACACCAGUCGCCUUGAUGAGCACUAUGCAGCCAAUGACCUCGGCGCCAAUGAAAGCCAGGAUGCAGACCUUUACCGUCUCCGGAUUGAGCAAGAAGUUGGCAGCAAUACUAGCUCAGAGUCCAGUUCCAAGCAAUUCAUCCAUGGUUAUCAUUCAUCGCAGCCACGGCGCCGCAACGUAUCCUCACUCAACACACUGCGAGGAUCCAGUAACGAGUACCUCUUGCAUGCCAAACCGAAAACCGCAUACAAUUCUUUGCAUAACGGGGAGCACGGUUCCUGGGGGCGAGGGCGGGAUACCUGAAACUCCCGGCGAAUAUAAAAAAGUGUCAGCAUGGGUUGAGGAGAUCUCGCAAAGGAUUGUGCAAUCAGGGAUCGCGUUGCCACGGACCUAUGUUAGUUGGACAACGAACGAGGAGGCUGACACCCGUCGCUUAUACGGCGAUAAGAUAGCCGAACGGUUGAAGGAUCUCAAGCGCAUCUACGAUAGUCACAAUCUUUUCAGCACCGCUUAUCCCAGCCUCGCGUAA
This is a messenger RNA of Pestalotiopsis fici W106-1, 1515 nucleotides long. RefSeq lists its product as uncharacterized. Lineage: Eukaryota; Fungi; Ascomycota; Sordariomycetes; Amphisphaeriales; Sporocadaceae. Gene Ontology annotation, molecular function: catalytic activity; FAD binding. Bases 1 to 1515 code for a protein of 504 amino acids. The record is from RefSeq and is a predicted model, not a curated record. The transcript is spliced from 4 exons.